Molecule: messenger RNA, 519 nt
Organism: Arabis nemorensis
Lineage: Eukaryota; Viridiplantae; Streptophyta; Magnoliopsida; Brassicales; Brassicaceae
Source: the annotation of a GenBank genome assembly
AUGUCAUGUGUGCGUGCUUCUGGUUACGGGGUUGGCUUUGUUUCAGAUAUCCGACGGAUGAACGUUGCCCUUACCCGCGCAAGAAGAGCUUUGUGGGUGAUGGGAAAUGCAUCAGCGCUGAUGAAGUCUGAGGAUUGGGCAGCGUUGAUCACUGACGCCAGAGCCAGGAACUGUUUUAUGGAAAUGGANUCUCUUCCCCAGGAUUUCCCACUUCCGAAGGUACCUGACUAUAAUCCGAAGGUGCCUAAUGCAAGAGGUUUCAGAUCAGGUGGAUCGAGAAUUAGAUCUUUUGAUAGGCAAACUGAAUCCAGUUCAGGGACAACAACGUCAGAAGACAAUGAGAACACAUCGACAUUUGCAAGAAAUGAUCAUUUUCGAAGGGACAAAACACUGGAUGAUUUUGAGGUUAGACAUAGGGAUGCCUGGCCGCAGCACGGAAAUCAGAGGAAAACAAAUUUUGGACGGGAUUUGGCGAGACGAGACAGAGAAGAAGCGGAGCACGAAAGCACGGUGGAAUGA